AUGCAUUCACUCAUCUCCCUUUUCCUUAUCACUGCCACGUCUGUUGCAGCCUUCGUGCAUCCGGGCGCACUUCACACCACCAAGGACUUCCAGCGCAUUACCAAACACGUUACUGAUGGCAAUGAACCUUGGAACACCACUUGGACUUUGCUCACUUCGAGCUCCUACGCUCAGUCCUCUUAUAAACCCAAUCCACAGAAAGUUGUGUACCGGGGAUACAACGGAGUGAACUCUGAGAACUACCAGUAUCUGUACCGCGAUGCUGCGGCUGCCUACCAACUUGCCAUACGCUGGAAAAUUACCAAUGACAAGAGUUAUGCCGAUACUGCUAUCAAUAUCCUUGAUAGCUGGGCAGUAACAAUCACUGAAAUUAGCGGUACCAGUGAUAAAUUCCUAGCCUCUGGCUUGUACGGGUAUCAAUUGGCCAACGCGGCGGAGCUGUUGAGCAAUUACUCUGGCUGGUCCCACACGAACAAGACUGCCACUGCGAACAUGCUAAAUGACAUAUUUGCGACCAUGAACAGCCUCUUCCUUGCGAAUCACAACGGCCAGAACUACUAUCAUUAUUACGCUAAUUGGGAUUUGUGCAACCUUGCCUCCCUCAUCGCCAUUGGUAUUUUCACCGACAACAAGACCAUGUUCGACGAUGCGGUCAACUACGUGAAGGCUGGACCUUCGAAUGGAGCUCUCCCUGUCUUUUCUAUUGCCAACUUUACGGAGCCAGGCUCCGGGAAGAUCCUCAUGCAGGGUCAGGAGGCUGGUCGCGACCAGGGUCAUUCGACGCUGGACUUCACGCUGUUGGGUGUGGUGGCACAACAAGCGUAUAACCAAGGAGUUGACCUGUUUGCGACUUAUAAAAACGAGGUUCUGAAUGGUGCUGAAUACGUCGGCAAGUACAACGUCGGUUACGAUGUGCCCUACACCCCAUAUGAAAGCUAUCAGGGCAACCAAACCGUUAUUUCCAAUAACUCGCGUGGCACAAUCCGGCCCGGUUUCGAGUUGCUAUCAGCUCAUUAUGGUCAACUGAAGGGGCUCAAUUCUUCUUGGACUGACGCCUAUCGAGACUGGGUCAACACCAACUCAACUAGCGGCGUUGAGGGCGGCGGUGGAAACUAUGGCCCUAACUCGGGUGGAUUUGAUGGCCUUGGUUUUGGUACUCUACUCUACCGUCUUUCUUGA
Molecule: messenger RNA, 1179 nt
Organism: Penicillium daleae
Lineage: Eukaryota; Fungi; Ascomycota; Eurotiomycetes; Eurotiales; Aspergillaceae
Product: putative GPI anchored protein
Exons: 2
Coding region: 1-1179 (392 amino acids)
Cellular component (GO): periplasmic space
Molecular function (GO): lyase activity
Source: RefSeq, a predicted model, not a curated record